AUGUCGCUAAGAGAGGCAACGACAUUUACGGUUGCGGAGCUGAAGACGAAGCUGCAGGCCCUCCAGCUAUCGGUUAGCGGUACCAAAGCCGAAUUGAUCGCUCGCUUAAAUGAAGCUGAUCCAUCGGGGGAAUGGAGGGGAAAUGACGAGGACCAAUCAAUGUUGCUACUGAACGAGAGAAAUGCUGAGGACUUACAACGUGAAGUGGAUCUUUUGAAUCGAGAGCAUGAAGUGUUAAGGCGAGAGUUAGAGAUUGCUCGAAGAGAGUUGGCAAUGGCUCGGGCACGGAAUAACGAUGACCAUCAGCCGAACGGUCACUCGCGUGCGAAUAUUCGAAUGCUUUCAGAAUUGCUAAAAGAAUUUAGUGGAGCUCAUGACGGAUACUGGCAAUGGGAACAACAAGCGCGUCUUUUGAAGGAUACAUAUCAGUUGGACGAUGAUUCGGCGAGGAUAUUACUCGGCUCGAGAUUGAGAGGUAGCGCGUCGGAGUGGUUCCAUUCUAACCCAGAGCAUUUGGGGAAGACCUUCGAGGAGUUAUUAUCUAAAAUGAAGGAUAUGUAUGAUCAUCGCCCGACCAUGCGGACUUUACGCCGACAAUUUGAAAACCGUCGGUGGAAAACGACGGAACCGUUCAGUGAAUACUACAACGAGAAAGUCAUUUUGGCCAAUCGUAUCCAGGUAGCCGAGGAAGAACUAAUCGACUGCUUGAUAGAGGGAAUUCCAGACCCAAGGCUUCGGACUCAAGCCCGAUUCCAAGGUUUUGCUACCAAGGAGUUAUUGCUGAAGGCGUUCAUGAAGGAAUCCUUACAUCAGGAAAAGGAUGAGACGAAGAGUCGCCCGGGCUCGAGUGGACAGAAUAAACAGGAGACUGGUAAGCAGAAUACAGGGCAGAUUCGUCGACGAAUUUCAGUACCAGGAACUUCUAAUGGAACUGCAUCCGGAUCGCAAACUGGGGCCUGCCAUUACUGCAAGAAAGAAGACCACAUGAAAUUUCACUGUCCGGAAUUGGCGAAGAAGGGGAAGUGCUAUUCGUGCGGCAAGCCGGGCCACAUGUCCAGAGAGUGUCCAAAUAAGGAAAGCGAGGUCAAUCAUGUUGACGCCGCUCUGACCCGAGACGAUGAGUAUCUUAGACGUGUUACCUACGAGAUAAUUUGUAACAAAAAUAAUUGCGAAACGGUAGAACUCGAUACUUUACUGGACACCGGAAGUCCAGUGAGCUUUAUUAAAUUGCAAAAUGUUUCGAGUCAAGCGAUCGAGCCAGUGGAUGAACAGCGUCGGUUUCAUGGUAUAAAUCGGAGUAGUUUAAUUGUACUUGGCGCUGUUAGUGUCGAUAUGAAAAUGGAUGGAAAGAUUUUGAAAAAUAUUCAGUUGAUAGUUGUGCCCGAUUAUACCAUGUCAUCGUCGGUCGUUUUGGGCAGAGAUGUGUUAAGAAAACUUGGUUUGGGAUUAGGAGAGGUAAACGAAUCUUCGAAAACGUGUUUAGUCGAGGCCGCGGAUGUUAUGAGCAUCGACAUUGUUUCGGGGGAAAGCGAGUCGGCCUUGUUGACGAUUAAUCCGGAUGUUCCGUUUGAAACACAAGAACGCGUAAGAGAAAUGUUUUGCAAGGAAUAUUUGGAAUCUGAGUGCCCAAUAGAACCGAGAGAAAAAGGCGAGAUUAAAUUGACGUUGACGAGUAAUCAACCAUUUCAUUUCCGGCCGCGAAGAUUGUCGUACGCGGAGAAAGAUAAAGUACGUGAAAUAAUUAAUAGGUUAUUAGAAAAAGGAAUUAUCAAAUCGAGCCAAUCCGAGUAUGCAUCGCCUAUCGUCCUGGUAAAUAAGAAAAACGGAGAAACGCGCAUGUGUAUAGAUUAUCGAGCUUUGAAUAAGAUAACCGCCCGCGAUAAUUACCCGCUACUGCUAAUCGAAGACCAGCUCGAUAUUUUAAACGAGAAAAAAUACUUUACUGUCCUCGACUUAAAAGAUGGAUUCCAUCACAUAUUUGUCGCCGAGGAUUCGACGAGGUAUACGGCUUUCGUCACUCCAUUGGGACAGUAUGAAUAUGUGAAAAUGCCUUUCGGGCUAAAAGGAGCUCCAUCCGCAUUUCAAAGGUGGGUCAAUCAAGUACUGAAAGAAUUCAUUGAUAAGGGUGAUGUCGUGGCGUAUUUGGAUGAUUUCUUGAUUGCGACUGAAACAAUUGAGCAACAUUUACGGGUUUUGAAAAAUAUAUUAAUUACAUUAGUAGCGAAUAAAAUCCAACUCCGUAUAGAUAAAUGUAAAUUCCUAUUUACCGAAAUUGAGUACUUGGGCUAUAAGAUCUCUCGAGAAGGGGUACGGCCAACAGAAAAUGGCAUAGCAGCAAUUGUUCGAUUUCCGAUUCCUCGUGACUUGCGUGGUGUUAAGCGGUUUUUAGGAAUGUGCUCGUACUUUCGCAAAUUUAUUGAGGGAUUCUCUACCCUUGCAAAGCCGUUGACAGACUUAACGCGAAAGAACGCGGAAUUUAGAUUCGGAGAGAAAGAAUUACAGGUAUUUGAGAUCUUAAAACAAAAAUUAAUAGCUUCGCCGAUUUUGUCGAUUUAUAGCCCGCGUGACGAAACCGAGUUACAUUGUGAUGCGAGCUCUGUAGGUUUCGGCGCGGUACUUAUGCAAAAAAAGCUGAUCGUAAGCUCCACCCGGUAUUCUACUUCUCGAAACGCACCACGGCUACGGAAAGUAAAUAUCACAGUUUCGAGCUCGAGACCUUGUCGAUUAUUUACGCGUUACGCAGAUUCCGGAUAUACUUGCAAGGAAUUAAAUUCAGGAUCGUCACUGAUUGUAAUUCUUUAA
Messenger RNA from Vollenhovia emeryi, 2802 nucleotides. RefSeq lists its product as uncharacterized. Gene Ontology annotation, biological process: proteolysis. The transcript has a single exon. Bases 1 to 2802 code for a protein of 933 amino acids. The record is from RefSeq and is a predicted model, not a curated record. Gene Ontology annotation, molecular function: aspartic-type endopeptidase activity; zinc ion binding; nucleic acid binding. Lineage: Eukaryota; Metazoa; Arthropoda; Insecta; Hymenoptera; Formicidae.